Thalassophryne amazonica is the source of this 2308-nucleotide messenger RNA. Its product is annotated as calpain-2 catalytic subunit-like. Gene Ontology annotation, biological process: proteolysis. The record is from RefSeq and is a predicted model, not a curated record. Gene Ontology annotation, molecular function: calcium ion binding; calcium-dependent cysteine-type endopeptidase activity. The coding region runs from base 72 to 2162 and encodes 696 amino acids. Gene Ontology annotation, cellular component: cytoplasm. Lineage: Eukaryota; Metazoa; Chordata; Actinopteri; Batrachoidiformes; Batrachoididae. The transcript has 21 exons.
UGAGAGAAAAAAUCUGCUCAGAGUUUGAAGGAAACUUUUCUUGUGUCGCUUCGAACUUUCUUUUUGUCAUCAUGUCCGGCGUCGCGAGCACUGUGGCGAAGAAACGGGCCCUGGCUGCGGGCUUCGGAACCAACGCUAAGGCGGUUCCGUACCUGAACCAGAACUUUUCGGUUCUGCGGGCUCAGUGUCUGAGCUCCGGGCAGCUGUUCUGCGACCCGACUUUCCCGGCCGGAUCGGAGUCUCUGGGCUUCAAAGAGCUGGGGAGGAACUCCUACAAGACCCGAGGAGUGACCUGGAAGAGGCCCACGGAACUCGUGAAACAACCUGAGUUCAUAGUGGGCGGAGCCACCAGGACUGACAUCUGUCAGGGAGCUCUGGGUGACUGCUGGCUGUUGGCCGCCAUCGCAUCACUGACACUGAACGAGUAUGUGAUGGCCCGAGUCGUUCCGACGGACCAGGGCUUUGGUGAUGACUACGCUGGGAUUUUUCACUUUCAGUUUUGGCAGUUUGGCGAGUGGGUGGACGUGGUGAUCGACGACCGGCUGCCCGUUAAAGAUGGAGAGUUGAUGUUUGUGCACUCGGCAGAGGGUCGAGAAUUCUGGAGCGCUCUGCUGGAGAAGGCCUACGCCAAAGUGAACGGCUGCUAUGAGGCAUUGUCCGGCGGUUCCACCACUGAGGGCUUUGAGGAUUUCACCGGAGGGAUUGCAGAAAACUACGACCUCCAGCGGGCACCAUCAAACCUCUUCCAGAUCAUUAAGAAGGCCCUGGAGGCGGGAGCGCUGCUGGGCUGCUCCAUCGACAUUACAAGUGCUGCAGACUCUGAGGCGGUUACGCGACAGAAGCUGGUGAAAGGCCACGCCUACUCACUGACUGGUGCCGUGGAGGUUAACUAUCGAGGCCGUAAGGAGAAGCUGGUGAGGAUGAGAAACCCAUGGGGUCAGGUGGAGUGGACCGGAGCCUGGAGUGAUGGGUCAUCUGAGUGGAACUACAUGGAUGGAGAGUGUCCACAUGCCAAUGCAGAGGACGGGGAGUUCUGGAUGUCCUUCAACGAGUUCCUGCAACACUACUCUCGUAUCGAGGUGUGCACUCUGACCCCCGACGCCAUCAUCGAUGACUCCAUCAAACACUGGAGCGUCAGCAAGUUUGACGGGAGCUGGAGGAGAGGUUCCACUGCCGGAGGCUGCAGGAAUCAUCCCUACACAUUUUGGAUGAAUCCUCAGUUUGUCAUCAAGCUGGACGAGGAGGAUGAUGACCCUGAUGAUGGUGAGGAAGGCUGCAGCCUCGUGAUUGGUCUGAUCCAGAAGAACCGCAGGAAGCUGCGUAAACAAGGCGAGGACAUGAACACCAUCGGCUACGCCAUCUACGAGGUUCCACAACAGUUUCACGGCCAGAGGGAGGUCCAUUUGGACAAGAACUUCUUCUUGAGCCACGGCCAGAAGGCAAGGUCAGAAACCUUCAUCAACCUGCGUGAGGUCAGCACUCGCUUCAAGCUGCCGCCUGGCGAGUACCUGAUCGUCCCGUCCACCUUUGAGCCGCACAUCAAUGGAGACUUCUGCAUCCGCGUCUUCUCCGAGAAGCAGUCAGAGACCGCGCCCUGUGACGACCCCGUCAGUGCUGACCUGCAAGACGACGCGGUGUCUGAGGAGGAUGUGGAGGCCGGGUUCCGAGGCCUCUUCUCCAAACUAGCCGGAGACGACAUGGAGAUCUCUGCAGUGGAACUAAGGACCAUCCUGAACAAGAUCGUCUCCAAACGGACGGACAUUAAAACGGAUGGCUUCAGUAUGGAGACCUGCAGAGUGAUGGUCAACCUGAUGGACAACAGUGACAACGGGAAGCUUGGCCUGGCGGAGUUUGCGACACUGUGGAAGAAAGUGCAGCGAUACCUGUCCAUCUAUAAGAACAACGACACCGAUAACUCGGGCACCAUGAGCACGCCGGAGAUUAGAGUUGCCUUCAAAGACGCAGGUUUCACGCUGAACAACACCAUCUACCAGCUGCUGGUGGCUCGCUACGCCGAACCCGACAUGACCAUCGACUUUGAUAACUUCGUGGGCUGUCUGAUCAGACUGGAGAUGAUGUUCAGGAUCUUUAACAAAAUGGACGACGGCAGCGGCUCCAUCGAGCUGAACUUCAGCCAGUGGUUAAACUUCUCCAUGAUCUGAGCCGCCGCCUCUCCUCACAGUGCCACCGAGGCUUCAUAUUGUCAACGCCAUGGUCCUACUUCCAUGUUUGCUCCUCAUCAUUUUUCUCUUCUUUAUGUGUAUGGCUCACAAACGUAAAUGAAUUCAAUAAAUGUACCCUGAAAAUC